Molecule: messenger RNA, 4566 nt
Organism: Cydia pomonella (codling moth)
Lineage: Eukaryota; Metazoa; Arthropoda; Insecta; Lepidoptera; Tortricidae
Product: peptidyl-alpha-hydroxyglycine alpha-amidating lyase 1-like
Exons: 10
Coding region: 185-1654 (489 amino acids)
Biological process (GO): peptide metabolic process
Cellular component (GO): membrane; extracellular region
Molecular function (GO): catalytic activity; protein binding
Source: RefSeq, a predicted model, not a curated record
AAACCGGUUAUAAUCGAUUUGCAUCGCUCAUCACUAAAAGGAAGACGUCAUAUCGCCUGUGCUGUCACUAUCUGUGGUAGGUGAUAAAAUUGAUAAGCACACAGUACUUGUUGAUUAAAAAUUGAAUCAAUAGCAAAACAAACGGAAACGCGGAGCGUACAGGGAAUUUCACAAAAUUGUUAUUAUGCAAGUUAAGGAUAUAUUUGUACCAAACUAUGCGGUCCAAGUUGUUAUCGUGUUCUUCUGUAUUAUCAGUUCCAUUGUAGGAAGAAAGUUUUCUGAUGAAGGCUAUUACCCUGGAGACUACUACAAUGACCAGCAAGCGCAGUACGCUAAAAUUAAAACUGCACUGGGAAAACUGGAACAUGCACCCCAGUAUGUCCCAAACUGGCCUAACCCCGACAUCAAACUUGGGCAAGUGUCCGGAGUAGCGCUGGAUCCAACUGGUCAGCUCCUAGUUUUCCACAGAGCAGACAACACCUGGGAUGAAACCACAUUCUCCAUGCGUAACGUGUACCAAAAAAUAGGAGAGCCGCCCAUUCCUCAUAAUACUGUGCUGGUCUUCAAUGACACAGGAGAGCUGGUUGAUAUGUGGGGGAAGAAUCUUUUCUACAUGCCCCAUGGAAUCACGGUGGACAAGCAGGGUAAUGUGUGGGUGACGGAUGUGGCGCUGCAUCAGGUCUUCAAGUUCACACCGCGGCAGAGGGAGCAGCCUGCCAUCGUGCUUGGGGAAAAGUUUGUACCAGGGAACGACGAACGCCACUUCUGCAAGCCGAGCGCCGUCGCCGUCCUCGACUCUGGCGAGUUCUUCGUGGCUGACGGCUAUUGUAACACACGAAUCAUGAAAUUUAGUCCUGAUGGGGAGUUACUACUGCAGUGGGGGAGCCAUUCCCGAUUCGCCUCCCCAUUCUCAUUCAACGUGCCGCAUGCCCUAACUCUGGCCGAAGACAGAGGCUUAGUUUGCGUGGCCGACAGAGAAAAUGGCCGAGUCGCCUGCUUCCGGUCUGAUAACGGGACCUAUGUCGCUGGGUUCAAGAACUGGCUUAUAGGGCCGAGGCUAUUUAGUGUUGCCUAUUCUCCAGUUAGAGGUGGCCGGCUCUACAUAGUCAACGGGCCGUCGGGCAACGUGCCCGUCCGGGGCUACGUCAUUGACUUCACUUCAGCUCGACUUAUUGGUACUUUCGCUCCUGAGGCAGAGUUCAGCAACCCACACGACGUAGUUACUACAGCUGAUGGCUCCAAGGUGUACGUCGCUGAGCUGAACCCGUUCAGAGUAUAUAAAUUCGAAGACGAUGUUUUGCGGAACGAAACGAAAAUUGAAAAGAAUAUGAGUGUGCCAGUCAAACCUACAACCACUAUUGCGCUCGGCGAGCAGAGCGCGGCGGUGCCGCUGGACGCGUGGGACUCGUGGCGCGGCGCGGCGGGCGGCGCGGCGGGCGCGGCGGGCGCGGCGCUGCUGGCCGUGGCGGCGCUGGCGCUGCUGCGCGCGAGGAACAAAGGUCGCAAAGGCGUGACGCGACGCCGCUGGGAGUACGGGCACGGCGAGUUCAAGCUACGCCGACUGCUCGAGCGACGGCGUUUCACCCGCGUCCACUCUGACGAUUCUGAUGAAGAACCGGCGCCAAUGCUGCCCCAGCCUCCUGCUAACGCGUGAUCACUUCGACUCGGCUUUGGAUUAUUGAUGCGAAUUGCUUGAAGGAAGGUAAUGUUCAAAAAAGAAAGAAUAGGGAAUCAGGGAAGAAAGGUCUUGUAUCAUUCCAGUCUUAUACCUCUCACGGCGACAGGUCCUUACCGUAUUUUUAUUUGAUUCUUCAAUGUUACAUUUCUAAAUAAAUGAACGCAGUAACACUACCUACUCCAUAUAAAAAUUAUCAUAAUUCCACGUCAGAGAAUUGAGUUAAACCAAGACAAGUCUGCAACGACUUUUAUAGUACACGCAAAGCACGUGUUAUUUUAAACGUCAAACUUCUAUGAAAUUAUGACGGUACAUCUUAGUGUAACUCUCUUUAAGUUACCUUUUUACCAAGUUAAAGGAUGACUAACAGCGAAGCAUAGAUUAUCUGUUACUAAACGGAACGGUUGUAAACUCGCCUAACAGAUGUGAGAGUCUUCUAUGUAGGUAUAUAUUUAUAUCUUUGUGUUUGAUUUAAUCAUAUAUUUCCUUUUGUAAGUUGCCUGUCGUACAAACUUAUUGUAAAGCGUUAGCGUAUUACACUUAUAUUAGGUUGAAAUAAUAACUUCGGUUAAAGUAUAAAGGCCAAAAAUAAUUAAGUUGUGUUUAUUUAAUUUCGUUAUAUUGAGUAAAUAUUAGUUUUAAAACUUGUAUCACAUCACCUCAUUAAUUGAGUAAUGUACUUAAACUACAGUUUAUAAAAAUCCAUAGUCGACAUUUAAAAUAUAUUAUUGACAAUAUUAUUGUUUAUUUUCAAUUUAUUUGAUCCAAGUUUAUAUUACAAGCUAAAUAACAUACAAUAAAUCAUUUCUAUAUUUUAAUAAGUUAUAAAAAAUUAAACAAUAGUGAUUAAAAAUGAUUUGUGUAAACUCGGUCAAAAGGUUAAACUCAGGUAACCCUGCAAUAGUAGGAAUUUUAGAUAUUUCAAUUUUCAAUAUUGGUGUAUAAAAAAUAAAAUCUAAAAACGAAUUAUAAUUAUUUGCCUUAUAUAUUGAAAUUUAGUUAUUUUCAAAUAUUUAAAAAUUCUAAAUUAGGUAUGAGGAUCAACUUGAAUGAAUUGAAUGAUAUAAAAUAGUAAAUGACCAUGUAUAUAGAAUCGAGAAUGUGAAUAGUAUAGAUACUGAUUGUAAAAUAAUCACUAAUCAUAUCAAAGCAAUUAUACCUCUCUAGAACCUUAUAUGUAAAGAUUUACCUCAUUAACACCAAUUACACUAGAUUUAGUAAAUGGAUACCUUCAGACGUAAGCAAUAGAAAUGAAACAAGAUCAUUAAAUAACAAUACAUAUAUUUUCCUCCCAUUCGACUUGAUCUUCACAAUAUGUACAACUCAUAUAAAGUAUAACUUAAUACCUACAAAAUAUUCUGAGCACAUACAACCCAAUGGCCGACUACCAUUUUUUAUUUAUUUGAAUAGCUCAAUUUCCAUUUGAGUAAUGUUGUUUAAAAGGUACACAAUUAUCAAUUCUGUCCGUCAAGUUCUCUUUCCUACGAUGAUGUGGUUUCGAGGUGACAGCUUUGGAUCGAAUACUGGAUGAAUCUCACAGGAUAAACCUUAAAAAAAAAACAAAUUAAAUAUUAUAGGACAUUCUUACACCGAUUCUAAGUCCCACAAUAAGCUCAAGAAGGCUUGUGUUGUGGGUACUUAGACAACGAUAUAUAUUAUAUACAAAUACCUAAAUACAUAGAAAACACCCGAGACUCAGGAGCAAAUAUCUGUGCUCAUCACACAAAUAAAUACCCUUACCGGGAUUCGAACCCAGGACCAACGGCUUCAUAGGCACGGUCACUCACUAGGCCAGACCGAUCGUCAAUUAGUUUGUGAAUUGUAUUUAUUUUGGUUUAUCAAGCACAUACAUAUGUCCUAAAUAAAGUUUUCACUUAAGGUAGACGUCGAAUUCUCGCCGUCACUGUCCCAUUACAUGAAUUGUCAUCUUUAAACUUUCGUCAUUAGCAACAGAGGGCACGUUAAACGUACAAAAAAAUAAAAAAAAUAUAAUAUCCGCGCAUCCGGGCACGCACUUCCAUCUCGCUUAUGUUCAGUGAGAGUAGAACACGAACUUACUGGGCCGUAACUCUUAGGUAAUUAGCAUGUCGAGCAUUGGGACGUUUGCCUUAUGUAAAUGUAGAAAUAAAGUGUCUUUAUUUUAGCACAUAAGUUGACUCCAUGUUCGAAGUUUUGACGCUAUUUCGAAAUGAGUUUGAACACAAAUGUUUACAAGAGUACUUAGUUCCUUUUAUCUACAUUGUUGAUAGUUCCUAGGAUAACAAGUUCCAACAUGCUUCAACGUUCCGGCCUAUUAAUAAGAAGUCAUAGGGGGUAACUUAUUUUAUAUGUUAUUAUUAUUAAUCUAGUCUACUUGUACCUAAAUCGUUUUGGAAAGUGCCAAAUUGUUAAUGCCAAAAAAACAUUGAUGUCCUUUAAUUUAUUUUUAAUACAUGGUCCCAUUGACAUAUAUCUAAGGAGGGACGGGACGGGAAUUCGUGAGUGACAUCGCUGAACUAGCACCAUCGUUAGUGCCCGUAAGACGCGUCCUUAGAUAUGUCAAUGGUCCGUAAUGUACAUUUUUUCUAUUAUACUAAAUGCAUUUCCACAAAAUUAUACUUAAUGUUAAUUUCAUUAAAAUCCAACUUUUGGGUUUUAUUUAGUUUAAUUUAUUAAAUCUUGUGGGAAAGUGCCAAAUAAUUGAGACUAAUCUGAGGAUAACCACAGCACGAAGGCUAUACUCCUCUAUACCCUAUAUGACGUUUAAUGUUAUAUCUUGCCUUUCCUAAGUAGACCGUCGUCGUCUCUGUCGUGUUAUGUAUUGUACAUAUUGAUUGUGUAAAUGUAAAAAUGUACUUAAGAUAAUAGAUGUCUUUAUUUUUUCCUUUAGUAUUAAAGGUAUUGAAGAUGAA